Molecule: messenger RNA, 3188 nt
Organism: Solea solea (common sole)
Lineage: Eukaryota; Metazoa; Chordata; Actinopteri; Pleuronectiformes; Soleidae
Gene: trim59
Product: tripartite motif containing 59
Exons: 5
Coding region: 1482-2756 (424 amino acids)
Biological process (GO): innate immune response; positive regulation of macroautophagy; positive regulation of canonical NF-kappaB signal transduction
Molecular function (GO): zinc ion binding
Source: RefSeq, a predicted model, not a curated record
GUAACCGAUGUUAGUCGCUGAAAAAAGUUCACAGUUAUGUCUACAAGUUUAAUAUGUGUAUUAUUCAAAGAAAAAGACGACAGCUAAUGCCGAACAGGUUGCCUUAGAAGUACAAACUACACGUUUUUAAAAGUUGCAUUUCUAGAACUCGGGCGUGUUCGGUUAAAUGUUAUGAUAAAAUGGGAUUCUCUUCUUUGCUUAAUGAUUGAAAUGUGGCAGAAGUCUUGCAACAUUAACCUAAAUAAACUUUAUUCAAUUUUAAGGGAAAAAGAGGACGGUGUUUAACUCUAGUUUAAUUCUAAAUAAAAAGUAAGAUGGGGAUUGGUUAGUACCGGUUGCACACACUUGUCCAAACAGCGGGGAGUGGCACAAUGACAUUUGUUAAUAAUGAGCUGUCACGUUAUUUUCCUCCAUAUUUAAAGUUGUGUGCAACAUUAACAGCAUACACCAGGGUUUCUCUCUCGAGGUCUUGGUGACCCACUGCCCUGCAUGUUUGUAGAUGCUUCCCUGCUACUACACACCUGAUUCAAAUGUCAGCUCAUCAGCAAACACUGUUGGAGCAGGGAAACACAUGUAGGGCAGGGGGUCACCAGGAUUGAGAAACUCUGACAUACACUUUAUAAUAUACUGUGUGUAUAUAUAUAUAUAUAUAUAUAUAUUUUUUUUUUAUAAUUUAUUUUCUCUAUCUUCAGUUACUGCUUUUGUUCUGAUAUAUUGAUGAAGUCGCAGCAGACCACCUGUUUGAAUUUGGGCGCCAUCUUGGCUUCAGUUUAUGGCAACAUCAGGUUUUGUUGUGUAGAUGAUCAUGGACAACAACAAAGUGUGUGUCUGUGGGAGUUGGGCCUGUGUGUGUGCUGACAUAAGGCCUCCUAUUGUCAGUGUGGUACUGGUUGUAACUGUAGAACACACACUACAACUGAUCCUGUAACAGGAGCUAAAUUUGCAGUUAAUCAGUUACUUCAGUCUUCACGGUUUUAAAGAGAAGCACUUAUGUACCAUUAGUGAUAGGUCUAGUAGUUAUGGGACGAUACACAAAAGAUUUAUCUUUGUCAAACUCUUUAAGGAGAUUAAACAGAAUUAUUUUUCUUAAAAUAAUGUCGUCUAAUCUUCAGCAGGUUUUUACACUGAGAGGUCCGCCUCACUUCUCUCUUCAAAGUACCUCGAGAUGGAAGAUAAAAUAUCUUUCCAAGACAUCAAAGUACACUUUGCCUUUUUUCAUAGCGUCUAUUUUGACAUAGAGCACAGGUGUGACUGAUCACAUUAACUACAUCUUUGUUCAGUUCAUGUAAAUCAGGACAGUGUAACCGUGAACCAGCAGGCACCGUCAAACUGAGGAAGCCGAAUGGAAGUUGGCCAUUGUUCAUUUGAUUAUUUCAACCUGUUUUUCCCCCAACUGUGACCUGUCAGAAUAUCACAUGUAAGGUGCGACACGUAGGGCUUCAUUCAUCCUGCAGUCCUACCAGACUACCCUUGUCUCCACCAUGGACAUCAUAGAGGAGGACCUGACCUGCUCCGUGUGCUACUGUCUCUUCUCUGACCCGCGAAUCCUGCCGUGCUCACACACCUUCUGUAAGGCCUGCCUGAACAGCUUACACCAAGAGUCCACAAACCACGGCAUGUGGCUGCCUCCAAUUCAAAUUAAAUGCCCCAACUGUCGCAGCAUGACGGGGCAUCUCCCCAGGGGUGUCGAUGCUCUACCCACCAACAUGUCUCUGAAGGCCAUCAUUGAGAAAUACCAGCGGGACAGUGUGUCACGCUCGCCCUCCUGUCCGGAGCACGGCGGGCAGCCUCUCAACAUUUACUGCAUCCGCGAUCGACAGAUGAUCUGUGGAUUCUGUCUGACUGUCGGGGAGCACCAAGGGCACUGCAUCGAUGACCUGCAGUUGGCUUUUGUCAAAGAAAAAGAGACGCCGUCGUCACUGCUGGCAACACUUUCUGAGAAGAGAUGGGCAGAGGUGUGUGAGCUUGGGGAGCAGCUGGAGAAGGAAAAGGCUCACUGUGAAGCUCUGCUCAGCCAGGACAGAGAGGAAGUGAAUCACUUUUUUCGGACGCUAGACGCGGUGCUGGCCAGGAAGAGACAGGCCUACCUGGAGGCCCUCGAUAAAGCUGGAGCAGAGGUAUCGCGGGCAUAUGAACCACUGAUCCACAGAGUGCAGGAACUACAGUAUUGUUUGCUGCAGCAGGAGCAGCAGGACCUGGUGUCUCUGGGCACAUCAGUGACGCAGGACUCCCCGCUGGUUUUCCUGGAGAAGGUGCAUUUGCUCAGAGAGAGGGUAGAGGAGUUUAUUACAACCCCUCUGCCCUCGCUGAUAAACCUCUCCAUCAGCCCGCGGGCAGCCGAGUUCCUCCUGCAGCACUGGUCUGCUGUGACCAUAGGCAGCCUGGAGGAAGCUCCUGUUCCCAAGGUGAGCUGCUGUUCCCGAUGUGGCAGUGCCGAGUCAGGAAGACAUGGCACCAACAGAUGGGCAUGGGACGUACGGCGUGACCUGCAGCCUUAUUCCCCCGUGCUGCUGCUGCUGGUGCUGGCAGUGAUGUGGUUGAACCAAGUUGAAGCCACAUCACUUGGCUUCUCUCUACUGUCUCCAUUCAGUGAGUUAGUCCACUGCCUGAACAGUGAGGUCAUCUCUCCCGUAUGGGACCUGGUGCGGUCGGUGUACUCAGUGAUGGAGGCUGCCCUAGAGAUGUGGAGCACACAGCUCUCCUCACUCAGGGUCAUGGCUGUUCAGCAGCUGAUGGCUUUAUUUAAAACUCACUGAAAGAGACAAAAGUAAAACCUUCAAUCUUUACACUCCUGAAGAAAAAGAAGAACUGUAAAAUACCAUAUAAACAGUUGUUCGUUAUUUGGAUGUCGCACUUUAUAAACAUAUUUAUAUAACAUCCUGUAUCUUCACAAAUACUUUUUAAAACAUAGCCCAACACAGAAUCCUUACCAGGUCGUGAUAUUGCAGGUCCUUUCCAUGUUUUUGUUAAAGACUGAGCAUGUGUAUAUUGGGAAAUUCAUCUUAAGUGAAAGACCGGAUAUUGAAUAUAAUUAAAACAUUUUUUAUAAUUUUUUUUAGCUUCAUUUCCCAGGGUUUCCCGGAGGACCAGUCAAAGCCUGUGACAUCAGCUGCUCAUUUGCAUGUUUGAAAAAAAAAAACCACCACAAAAAAUGUGGCAAAUAAAAGGCUUUUGUCAAAUUCUUAAAA